This is a messenger RNA of Anopheles stephensi (Asian malaria mosquito), 2623 nucleotides long. Its product is annotated as uridine phosphorylase 1. Gene Ontology annotation, biological process: uridine catabolic process; nucleotide catabolic process. Gene Ontology annotation, cellular component: cytosol; cytoplasm. The transcript has 7 exons. Gene Ontology annotation, molecular function: uridine phosphorylase activity. The coding region runs from base 16 to 1302 and encodes 428 amino acids. Lineage: Eukaryota; Metazoa; Arthropoda; Insecta; Diptera; Culicidae. The record is from RefSeq and is a predicted model, not a curated record.
CAUUUAUAUGUAAGGAUGCUGUGUAUAAAAAUUUUAAGGCACAAAGCAGCUUUAGUAAUAGAAGCCAUCAAGGCAACGGAAAGCAUUCUGGCGUCCGACAUUGUACACGGCACGCUGUAUUUGUUUACAUAUAAGUGUCAAUCGUCGGUGGUGAGCGGUAUCAAGGCAGGUUCUGUACUUUAUUUUGAAAAAAACAUGGCUCAGCAAGGAGAUCAAAUGCGUGAAAAUAGUUCGAACUCGAAGCGUGACAAAAAUGACACCCAUCGUGCGGCGGAAAUUGAUGAUGAUAAUCCCGAGAUGGCACGUUUGACCAGAUACAACGAUGGUUCGGUUAAGCUGCGAAAUCCUAACAUCGAACUCAUGGAUCAGGACAUCCUAUAUCAUCUAGCUUUAGGGAGUGGGAGUCAUGAUCUGCACGAAAUGUUUGGCGAUGUGAAGUUCGUUUGCAUGGGAGGAACGCCAAAGCGAAUGGAAACGUUUGCUCAUUUUAUUAUGGAAGAAAUCGGCUACAAACUUCCCGCCGGUACUCAACUGCAGGAUAUCAGUGCAUUUUCCUACCGCUACUCAAUGUACAAGGUUGGGCCUGUUCUGUCCAUCAGUCAUGGUAUGGGUGUACCAUCCGUUGGUAUCCUUCUGCACGAACUGAUUAAGCUGAUGUACCACGCCAAGGUAAAGGAUCCGAUCUUUGUGCGAAUUGGCACGUGUGGCGGUAUUGGUGUGGAAGGUGGCACCGUCGUUAUUACGGAAGACGCAUAUGAUGGCUUGCUCCGUAACAGCUAUGAGUUGGCUAUUCUUGGCAAAAUAGUUCAUCGUCCGGCAAUUUUGGAUAAACGGCUAGUGCGGGAGCUGAAGUCACUUGCCACGCACGAUGAUCCUUACGAUACAAUUACUGGCAAAACGAUGUGCACCUACGAUUUCUAUGAAGGCCAGGGCAGGUUAGACGGUGCAUUUUGCGAGUUUACGGAAACGGAUAAAAUGGCGUAUCUGGAGAAAUUGCGCGACUUUGGCGUGGUAAACAUCGAGAUGGAGUGUACCAUAUUUGCGGCGCUUACGCAUUACGCCGGCAUCAAGGCGGCGAUAAUAUGCGUCACGCUGCUGGACAGACUGAAGGGCGACCAGGUAAUGGCACCGAAGGAGGUAAUGAACGAAUGGCAACAACGACCACAGAUAUUAGUGUCCCGGUUAAUUAAGAAGCAUCUUGCCCAGAUGGGUCACCUAAAGUCACUGGCUUCGACACCGUCGUCGAUCAAGUCGCCACGCCGGUUUAAGCUCGUGCAGCAGGAAUCCGAAGCGCACGAGUAAAAAUGGCCAAUUUGCUGGACAGCGUCAUUCUGCCACACGUUUGUGUUUUACAUUUAUAACUAGAUAUUUCAAUAAUCGUGCAUCUAUUAGUGCAUAUCCGUAACUUUAAUGCGUUAAAAGACAAAUUAAUUUAGCAAUUUGAACAAUGUCAUAACAAAGCAUAGUAAAAGAAUAAUAAGCGGAAAAAAGCAAAAAAAUAACGAGCAAAACUACACACACAGUUUCAACAAGCAUUAGAAAUAUAGUGACAGUGCCCGCGUACGAUAAUGUACCACUAGUACGGUCGCUACUGCUCCAAUCAUUUACCAGUGAUGGUAAUUUGCUAUAAGCAUACAUGUUUCGAUUCUAGCGCAUACCUAUGUGCUUUCCACAUAGAUUCAACAGUAUAGAUGUAUGGCUUUUGUAUAGAAGUUGCGUUAGACACACCGGUACACUUAAACAGUAAUACAGCUUACCAUAGAUAUCGUUAAGAGUGUACUAAAACAACGCUGCCGUAAAAUGCCGUGUAAUGUGGAAAUAGUUAUUGCAUCUAAUGCAUUGAAACAUUUGAUAUUCCAAUAUAAUUAUACCAUAAUACUAAACCUUCUUAAACUAAACGUUGUGUAGCAUUAUAUUUUAGUGCUAAAUUCGUGAUCAUGAACACUACCAUCAUCACCAGCAGUAGUUUUGCGUACCCUAACUAAGCCCUAGCCCAAAACGAUUGUUUCCAUUAGCUUGAAGGUUGUAAAACAAACUCUGUGUACAGGUGAUAUUAUCUCCCACAUGCACGCUUUUUCUUUUAUUUUCCUCGCAGAGCUGGCGAGUGUAAGUGUUGAGCCUAAAUUGAAACAGAGCUUUGUUUAAAAUUGUUUGUUUUCUAAACCCAAUAUAUGAAGCAUUAAAAAUAAACAUGUUGAACACAUCAUGACGCAAAAUUAAAGGCAUCUUCAUUAAACGAUUCUCGAAAACAAAAAUCCUCAAUGCAACGUUUGCAUAUCGAUUGUAAAAGGGGUUUGGUGGUGCUGCAUAUCGAUUGUAAAAGGGGUUUGGUGGUUGUUUUUUCAAACUGAAUAUGCUAAAAUGAACUUAUAUAGAUGUACAGUUUUCAUCAUCACAUCAGCAUCUUACAGUGGGAAGGCAGUAUAUAAUUGUGUAAAGAUAAUAUACACAUUCACGAAAAAUGGACAUAAUAUCCUCAAUAAUUACUUGAACAUCUACUUACAAAAAAACCAAAAAUGUUACAAAUCGAUUGUUAAACUGUAUGAAAGAAAGGGAAUCGGUUUUGUUAUGUUUAUGGCGAACAGAACAAUAAAUAAGCUCUCGAAUUACUUUACAAUGAAAA